Oncorhynchus mykiss (rainbow trout) is the source of this 965-nucleotide messenger RNA. The record is from RefSeq and is a predicted model, not a curated record. NCBI's taxonomy places the organism in Eukaryota, Metazoa, Chordata, Actinopteri, Salmoniformes, Salmonidae.
GUUGACUUGUAAGGUUUGUGUCUUGUGGUUUAUGUUAAUUGUACUAUCAAUAGAUUGAACUGUAGGUGGGGUUUGUACAGGGGGCUGUGGAUAGAGGGGCCUCUAUAUAUAAAGGGGCUUGUCUGAUUCCUAAGUCACUUUACCAAACCCCAACACGACUUUACUCUUCACAUCUCCACCGCCACAAAUCAUGAAGACUUCUCUGGUCCUCCUUGCCCUCAGUCUGCUGGCUUGUUCAGUUUGGGAAAUCCAUGGGCAAUGCCAAGAGGUUGACCUUGAUGACCAGGAAGUACUGGAAGCAAAGCCGGAAAAGCGCAUGGAGCAACAGCUAAAGGGGACCUGCUGGGCUUGUAAGUGGGCACUGAAGAAAGUGAAGAAAUCCAUCUCCUCUUCCUCUAGCCCGGAGGAGCUAAAGCAGACGCUAUUGUCCGUUUGCGAUAAUAUUGGCUUCCUAAAAUCUGUGUGUAAAGGCCUGGUGAAAAAACACUUGUGGGUGCUGAUUGAGGAGCUUAGCACAAGCGAUGAUGUGAGGACCAUCUGUGUUAACAUUAAGGCCUGCAAACCAAAGGAAGUUUUGGACCUGAGCUACUGACCAAUUAGCCAGUAUCCAGAUUCCAAAGUGAGAAGAUGGAUGUUCAGGUGUCAAGACAAUGCUAUGCUGCCAGCAUCUUGCUCUUUCUUUUUCAAACUAGUCACAACACAAAUAUAUAAAUGGAUGAUGAAGAUAUUGAAAUUAUUAUGUUCUGAAAUAAUGUUCUGGGAACAUGUCUUAUAAUUUAAGCAAUAAGGCCAGAGUGCCUGUAGAGUGCCUGGAUACAGCCCUUAGCUGUGGUGUAACGGCCCUAUAACACAAUCCCCCGAGAUGCCUUGUUGAUAUUAUAAACAGGUUACCAAUGUAAUUAGAAAAAUAAGUAAGUUGUUUUGCGUCAUACCCGUGGUAUACUGUCUCUUAUGAACUGGGUGGU